CUCCUGCAGCCGGGACUUCGUGCGAGCGAAGCUGAAUGGAGGCAGCCUCUUCCUGGUGGAUAAACAGUGACAGCUACAGGGCAGCCACCUAGACCCACCACACAGGCUCUGGCGCUGCCCUGGCAAACAACACCAAAAUGGCUUCAGACAGUACACACAUCGCGCAGUUGACUUCUGAACUGUACUUCCUAAUAGCCCGAUUUCUAGAAGCUGGACCGUGUCAAAAAGCAGCCGAGACCCUGAUAAGGGAGGUGGAGGAGAAGGAGCUGCUGCCCAGAAGGCUGGACUGGACGGGGCAGGAACACCCCGGGACGUACGAAAAUUUGGUAAAGCUCUACAGGCACAUCACGCCAGACCACCUGCUACAGGUCUGCACCAGAGUUUGUCCGCUGCUGGAGAGGGAGGUCCCUGCCAGUGUGCCUGGACUCACCAGCCUUCUAGGAGCUGGCAGACAGAAUCUUCUCCGCACCGCCAAGAGUUGCAAACAUGUUGUGUGGAAAGGCUCAGCACUGGCUGCGCUGCACUGUGGACGGCCACCAGAGCCACCUGUUAUCUACGGGAGCCCGCCGAAUAUUGUGGAGACGAGCUUCUGCCGUCGACUGAAUGGCGCUUACCGUCUCCGUCAGCUGGUGCCCACGGCCGUGUACACACACAUGAAGAUGCACAAGAGGAUCCUGGGACACUUGUCGUCCGUGUACUGCGUGACCUUCGACAGGACGGGGCGACGCAUCUUCACCGGCUCAGAUGACUGUCUCGUGAAGAUCUGGGGAACAGAUGACGGGCGUCUGCUGGCGACCCUGCGCGGCCACGCUGCCGAGAUUUCCGACAUGGCCGUCAGCUACGAGAACACCAUGAUUGCCGCCGGCUCCUGUGACAAGACCAUUAGAGUGUGGUGCUUACAAACCUGCGCUCCUCUGGCUGUCCUGGAGGGGCACGCGGCCUCCAUCACCUCACUGCAGUUUUCUCCUCUCUGUAGCGGCUCCAAGCGCUACCUGUCCUCCACCGGAGCUGAUGGCACCAUCUGCUUCUGGCAGUGGGAUGCACGGACACUCAAGUUUGGUCAGAGGCCCAGUAAAUUCACAGAGCGCUCUAGACCCGGCGUCCAGAUGAUCUGCUCCUCCUUCAGCGCAGGUGGUAUGUUCCUCGCCACAGGAAGCACAGACCACAUCAUCAGGGUAUACUACUUUGGCUCAGGCCAACCAGAAAAGAUCUCUGAGCUUGAGUCCCAUACGGACAAAGUUGACAGCAUCCAAUUUUCACAUUGCAGUGACAGGUUUGUGAGCGGCAGCAGGGACGGUACAGCUCGGAUCUGGCAGCUUCACCCUCAGGGCUGGAAGAGCAUUCUGCUGGACAUGCAGACCAAAUUACCCGGGAAGUACAACCCUCCGCCGCUGGAAGACAAGGUGACCAAGCUGAAGGUUACCAUGGUGGCAUGGGAUCGCCAUGACAGCACAGUGAUAACGGCGGCCAACAAUCUGACGUUGAAAGUGUGGAACUCCAUCACUGGAAAUCUGGUCCAUGUCCUGAUGGGUCACGAGGAUGAAGUGUUUGUUCUGGAGCCACAUCCCUUUGAUCCAAGAAUCCUUUUCUCAGCGGGGCAUGAUGGGAAUUGUAUUGUGUGGGAUCUAGCCAGAGGAGUGAAGAUCCGCUCCUAUUUCAACAUGAUUGAGGGCCAAGGGCACGGAGCGCUGUUUGACUGCAAAUGCAGUCCAGAUGGGCAGCACUUUGCGGCCACCGAUUCCCACGGUCACCUGCUCAUCUUUGGCUUCGGCUCCAGCAGCAAGUACGACAAGAUCGCAGAUCAGAUGUUCUUCCAUACCGACUACCGGCCACUGAUCCGGGAUGCCAAUAACUACGUGCUGGACGAACAAACUCAGCAAGCUCCACACCUAAUGCCCCCUCCCUUCCUGGUGGAUGUGGAUGGGAAUCCACACCCGCCAAGAUACCAGCGGCUGGUGCCCGGAAGGGAGGGCUGCAGGGAUGAGCAGCUGAUUCCUCAGAUGGGGGUCACUUCCUCAGGCCUGAAUCAAGUGGUGAGCGAACAGGCGGUGGAUGGUCCCAGUCCUCUGGACACCAUGAUUCAGAGGCUGCAGCAGGAACAGGACCAACGACUGGGAACCAAUGACGUCUCUGCUGCUGCCGCAAACACCAGGUCCAGCAGAGGAUCUGUGGGAUCUCCCACUGAGGUGCACUCCCCGCCCAACGUGGGUCUACGACGCAGCGGGCAGAUCGAGGGAGUCCGGCAGAUGCACAGCAACGCCCCUCGCAGCCAAAUGGCCACAGAGGGAGAUCUGGUAGCCUGGAGCCGCAGGGUGCUGGUCCCUGAGCUCGAAGAAGCCUCUGUCAGGAGACAAGUGAACUGGCGUGAAGCUAAAGGAGAGGAAGAGAUCAAUAUUUAUCAGUCAGAAAGGAGAAGACGUACUCUCCACUCUCUCCCCAAGGAGAGCAGGGUUCAUCCGACAUCAGAGUGUGUGGUAGAUGAAGCGAGGAGGAGCCAAGGUAACCAUGGCUAUCAAACCCGCGCUGCCAUGGAAGAGACAAGUCGGCAGAGUGCUGAGGCUGCUGAUGAGGAUGAUAGCACCUCAGAGGGAGAGGUGGAGGUACGGCAAAUCAACGGGCACUCCUCAGAGGAGGAGAAGGAUGAUGAGGAGAAGGAGCCCUGGCCAGAUGAGCACAGUAGUUCGAGCGAUUACUCUAGCGAUUAUUCGGACUGGACAGCCGAUGCCGGGAUCAACCUUGAACCGCCCAAGAAGAGCGUUAAAGUGAAGAAGAAAAGCAGCGGCUCAGAGGAGGAUGGGGAGAAGAAGAGGGAGGGGAAGAAGGAAAGGAAGAAAGACAAAGCAGACAAAGACGGCGCAUUACCAAAGAAGAAGAAGCCAAAGGAGAAGAGGAAGAGGACGCAGUUUCAGGAGCAAGGGCUAACUCUGGAGGAAUGGCUUCCCUCUGCCUGGAUCACAGACACGGUCCCCCGGAGAUGUCCUUACAUACCCCAGAUGGGCGAUGAGGUGUACUACUUCAGACAGGGCCAUGAAGCUUACGUGGAGAUGGCCAAACAGAAAAAAAUUUACAGCAUCAAUCCUAAGAAGCAGCCGUGGCACAAGAUGGAGCUCCGGGAGCAGGAGUUGAUGAAGAUAGUUGGAAUCAAGUAUGAGGUGGGUUUGCCCACGCUGUGCUGCCUGAAGUUGGCGUUUCUGGACCCAGACACUGGAAAAUUAACCGGGGGAUCUUUCUCUAUGAAGUACCACGACAUGCCUGAUGUAAUCGACUUCUUGGUGUUGCGGCAGCAGUUUGACAACGCCAGAAAAAGGCAGUGGCGCAUAGGUGACAGGUUUCGGUCAGUGAUCGAUGAUGCCUGGUGGUUUGGGACCAUUGAGAGCCAGGAGCCCUACCAGUCCCAGUAUCCUGACAGCUUGUUCCAGUGCUACAAUGUCUGCUGGGAUAAUGGAGACACAGAGAAGAUGAGUCCUUGGGAUAUGGAACCCAUCCCCGAUGAUGCCACGUUUCCAGAUGAGCUGGGCCAGAGUGUUCCGCUCAUCGAAGAGGAGCAGAAGGAGCUGCUGUACGUUCCCCUGGACGGUGAAUGGGGCUGCCGCACACGCGCCGAGGAGUGCGAACGUAUCAUCAAAGCCAUCGACCAGCUCUGCACACUCGAUGUUGCAGCACCGUUUGCCUUCCCAGUGGACCUGCAAGCGUACCCCACGUACUGCACAGUAGUGGCCUACGUCACUGACCUCAGCACUAUACGCCAAAGGCUGGUGAACCGCUUCUACAGGCGGCUCUCCUCUCUGAUGUGGGAGGUUCGCUACAUAGAACACAACGCCCAGACGUUCAACGAGCCGGGGUCAUUCAUCGUCACCACCGCCAAGUUUGUCUCUGACCUCAUGCUGCAGUUCAUUAAGGACCAAAGUCUGACAGACAUCAUGCCCCUCCAUAAAACUAUGAAGAAGGCAACCUUCUCUGACUCUGAAGAUGAGGAUGACGAGGAAGAGGACGAAGAUACUAAUACUCCUGGAACAUCCACACGAAACCAUAAGGGCCGUCGACCCAUACAGCGCCAGCUGCGAGCUCGACCUCAUUCGUACGACCCUCACGCGUGGAAAGGACGCUGCAAAGAGCUGCUGGAUCUCAUCUUUCAAUGUGAAGACUCUGAGCCCUUCAGAGAACCUGUAGACCUACAAGAGUACCCGGACUACCUGCAAAUAGUUGAAUCGCCGAUGGACUUUGGCACUGUUCUCAACACGCUGACGGAAGGAAAGUACCAGUCUCCCAUCGAGCUCUGCAAGGAUGUCAGGCUCAUUUUUAGCAAUUCCAAAGCUUACACGCCCAGUAAGAAGUCUCGGAUUUAUAGUAUGAGCCUAAGGCUUUCUGCUCUGUUUGAGGAGCAUAUCAGCCCCAUCCUGGCUGACUACAAAGCCAUCCACGGCCUGACUGAUAAACUGACCAAACAAGGCACCGACAGACAGACGCGACACACUACAGACAGACAGACACGGCACGUAAUGAAGAGGAGGAGGAGGAGAAGCGAAUCUCCUGCAAGCAGCACCGCGUCCAGCCCAGAGAGGAAGAGACGCGUAUCUUCCAGAGUGAACGCAAAGAAGGAGCCUUCGCCUGUCCCUUCACGACCCUCCUCUCUGAGGCAGAGCAUCCCCGUCAAGCAGCAGCCGCCUCAGAUGGUCAACGGCAAAGCAGAAACGCCAGCUCCAGGACGCACGCGUAGCGCCGCGCGCCAUACGACACACUCACUACCCUCCUCGUCCUCAUCACAUAACGUCAUGAACAGCACGCCGAGCACAACAGAGUCGACUCGCUCGCUGCGGGCUCAUAACUCUGUGCCAGCUUCGUCUUCACCAGCUCCUGAGAAGGUGACACCUUCCCAAUCCACAGAGAGUAGCAGCGGAAGCACUCGACGGAAACUCAGGACACCUGUUCGACACACACCAGGCUCUCCUGGCAGCACUUCAUCUCAUAGCACAGUCCACCUGAAUGGCCACAGUAGUCAUGUGACCCUGGGUGUGGGAAGAAGGGGGAGAAAGUCCAGACUAGAGCCGCCAGUGAGUCCACCAGAGGUCUCAACCCCGGCCAGCCCUUCAAGACCGCGAGGUCGCCCACCUGGGAAGAAGAGAGGUAGGAAGAGCAAGCAGGAGGCGGAGGACAUAAGACAGAGCGGCAGCCGCAGGAGCUUCACCCCUGACGACGAGGUCGACCCGUCCACAGGCGACGAAGGCGGCAUGUCUUCUGCACAGGAAGUGUUGUCGGACUCUGGCAUGGCGUCGACGCCGAGACGGCGCGGCCGGCCCGAGUGGUGAGAAUCGAGGAACCUGCUCCUCCUCCUGAGUCACCGGAGCCCUCGCCACUGAGGAGGAGCAGCAGAAGGGCCAACGAAGAGGGCACGCCUCCGCUCCAGACCCAACGACCCAGCCGGAAAGAACCUCCUAAGGAGGAGGAGGAGGCAGG
Messenger RNA from Oreochromis niloticus (Nile tilapia), 5454 nucleotides. It is a transcript of the gene phip, whose product is annotated as PHIP subunit of CUL4-Ring ligase complex. Gene Ontology annotation, cellular component: nucleus. Lineage: Eukaryota; Metazoa; Chordata; Actinopteri; Cichliformes; Cichlidae. The record is from RefSeq and is a predicted model, not a curated record. The transcript is spliced from 40 exons. Gene Ontology annotation, molecular function: protein binding. Gene Ontology annotation, biological process: cytoskeleton organization; regulation of cell shape; regulation of transcription by RNA polymerase II. Bases 138 to 5306 code for a protein of 1722 amino acids.